This is a messenger RNA of Hibiscus syriacus, 987 nucleotides long. Its product is annotated as 1-aminocyclopropane-1-carboxylate oxidase-like. The record is from RefSeq and is a predicted model, not a curated record. The transcript has 3 exons. Bases 97 to 771 code for a protein of 224 amino acids. Lineage: Eukaryota; Viridiplantae; Streptophyta; Magnoliopsida; Malvales; Malvaceae.
CAUUAUGUGCCUAUAAAUUGCACUUCCCCAGAACCUCGUGUCACUCACGCCUUGAAAAGAACAGAGCAACACAUUAGUAAGAUCCUCAGACCAACAAUGGAGCUCACUUUUCCUGUAAUUGACUUCUCCAAACUCAAUGGCGAGGAGAGAGCAACCGCCAUGGAAAUGAUCAGCGAUGCCUGUGAGAAUUGGGGCUUCUUUGAGCUGGUGAACCAUGGGAUAUCUCAUGAGCUGCUCGACACAGUGGAGAGGCAGACAAAGGAGCACUACAGAAAGUGCAUGGAGCAAAGGUUCAAAGAAAUGGUUGCCAGUAAGGGUCUUGAGACUGUUCAAUCUGAGAUCAAUGACAUGGACUGGGAAAGCACCCUCUUCUUGCGCCACUUGCCUGAAUCAAACAUGUCUGAAAUUCCUGAUCUUGAACAAGAUUACAGAAAGGUGAUGAAGGAAUUCGCAGUGGAGUUGGAGAAGCUUGCAGAGCAACUUUUGGACUUGUUGUGCGAGAAUAUGGGGUUGGAGCCUGGUUACCUGAAAAAGGUGUUCUAUGGGUCCAAAGGGCCAAACUUUGGAACCAAAAUCAGCAACUACCCUCCAUGCCCCAAACCAGACCUGAUCAAGGGACUCAGGGCUCACACUGAUGCUGGUGGAAUCAUCUUACUGUUCCAAGAUGACAAGGUCAGCGGCCUUCAGCUUCUCAAGGAUGAACAAUGGAUCGAUGUUCUUCCCAUGAAACACUCCAUCGUCGUCAACCUUGGUGACCAGCUUGAGGUAUAACAAAGCAACUGUUUUCCUUUGAGAAACGGGUUUAAUUUAGCAGUGUGUUUCUGUUAAUAAGUUUAGUCGGCUUACGUAUAAAUUAUUAUGUUAAAUUAUUACAGUUGUGGAAUUUGUGAGUGCUAGCAGGUGUGGAUCUUAGUAGUUCAAAUAAGCUUGGACUAAGAAUCCCUCUGUUUUAUAUGAAACCUGGUCGAUAGUGGCUGUGAUUUAAAU